CUAAAUUAUGAGCUUUGGACGUUAUCAUCCCUCUAAGUAAAAUUUUGAAUCUGAUAACAAUCAUUGCAAUUAAAAUGGAAAUAAUCAUGUACGUUUAAAAUAUGCACCAAUAAAAAUUAUUCAAAAUAAAGUAGGAAAUAAUUAAGAGAAAAGAAAAUAUCCUCCAUUAAAUUUGCGCUUUUAACCUGCUGACGAAAUUCCAGUAAAAUUAUAAUUUAAGAUAGAAACGUUAAGAUUUAACUGUGACCAUUCCUCUAAGUUUUCUAUAAUAAUUAAUUCAAUAGGCUUAUUCAAAUAAAUAAUUAAGGAGAAUUAAUAAUCCUUCAAUUAGAAUUGAAGAAAAUAGAAAUGAUGCGGUGGAAGAGUUAAUAAAAUAAAUAGAAAUUUAAUAAAAAGGAAUUUACUUUAUUGAUGGUAUUAUAAUAUUAUUAUAUUUUAUAACAGAGGAAUAAAAAAUUCAGAAUAUGCUUUUAUAAAACCAUAUGAAUUAUAUGCUUGAAAAUGUAGAAGCAAAAGAAAUAGUUGAUAAUUUCUUUCAAGAAAAUAUUAACUUAAAACCACAUUUCUGGAAUUGGCUAAAAUAAUUAGAAGUCAAAUCUAUUCAAGAUAUGUAUUUUUUAUGUCAUUGUGAUCCAAAAGGAUAAUAAUAAUGCUCAGAUAUGUUUAAAUUAUUAUUUUAAAAACUCUCUCUAGAAUUUUAUUCUAAACAUGCUUAUGCGUAAAUAUUAAGAAGUGAUUUAACAGAGAAAUUAAAAUAUUUAUCCUAAAUUGGAGAAAUUUUUAAUAAAAUAGCUAAACCAUAAGAGUUUUAUUAUUUUAAAUCAAGAUUAUAUGAAACUACAUGA
This is a messenger RNA of Paramecium sonneborni, 845 nucleotides long. The record is from the annotation of a GenBank genome assembly. Lineage: Eukaryota; Ciliophora; Oligohymenophorea; Peniculida; Parameciidae.